Dovyalis caffra is the source of this 1581-nucleotide messenger RNA. NCBI's taxonomy places the organism in Eukaryota, Viridiplantae, Streptophyta, Magnoliopsida, Malpighiales, Salicaceae. The record is from the annotation of a GenBank genome assembly.
AUGGGAAAGAUAGGCUGUGGCAUUGACAGGAACCUGAAAGAAGCAAACUUAAGUGAGGCUAUACCAUGGAUUGGCCUCUAUGUAGCAGCAGCAUCUCUGGUCUGUGCAAUUGCUAUGGCUGUGGAUGUCAUUCGUGGCUUCCGCCAACAGAAGUUCUGGUUUCCUAGCAAAUUCUUCUCUAUCAAUGCCACUUCACUAACCAUAAUAGCUGUGGCAGUCAAAUGGUCAAUGGAUCUGAACACUGCUAUGCCUCGCCAGGCUGAUCAGCUUGCAAAACUUAGCAGCAGUGUCUUGCUCUGGACAGUAAUGGAUCAUUCUAUGCCUUCUCUUGGAACCAUGGACGACAAUGAAAUCUUCACAAAUAUAUUAGCUUUCGGAAUACUCAUUAUUACUGUUGUUGUUAAAAUCGGUAUUCAGUUAGGAACUGGCGCAAUAUAUCUUCAAAGGAAAGAGCAUGUGUUUAUUAUGUUUCUCAUGCUUAUUUUGCUUGAAAUCUUCAGCUUCUCGGCUUUAAUCAUGCCAAUGACUAAGAAAUAUUUAGAAGCAAAAAACAACAAAAAGUUUGAAAUGGCUCUGAACAAAGGCUUGGAUGAAACUGACAAAAGGUCAGAUAAGAAACUCAAAGAAAAUCUAAUGAAGUUCUGGAUGAUGACUCAUACCCGCAUACCCAUAGGAGUUGGCACUAUUGCCCAGCAAUCAUAUGGUCCACUGCUCAAACUUGCCCAUGAUGCGAAAAAUCAAUCGUUGAACCUUUGCAUUGGAGUGCAAACUGGAAUUCUGUUGGGAAGCAAGGUGAUUCAAUUCAUUUCAGUUUACAUUGUUCACUGGAUUUUAGUAUUCUCUGAGUUUUCCAAAAUAAAGAAGUUGAACCCCAGUGAUCACAUUUCAAGUGACUCAGGAUCAGAGUCACAAUCCAGUUCCAAACUGGACCUCAGCCAUUUCGUUUUGCGUCUUGAAGGUGAAGGUGAACUAGUUGAUCUGAUGAUGACGAACAACUUUGAUGCCACUGAUCAUUGGCUGCAGAGGGGAAAAAAAGACAUUGAAAGUGGCAAAUGUUGUGUGGUUGGGAGUCGAUCUCUACCAGAAGUGGCUAGACAUGGAUCUUCAAAAACUGUCACUACAAGCAGAAAGCACAAAGAAGUGCUCGAGGGACUUGCUGAUGCUGCAAAGAACAGGCUUGAGGAGUAUAAGAAGAUACCUGUGAACCAAUGUCGGAUUGAAAGCCCUUCAAACUUGGCCCAUCAAGUCAAAGAGCUUGGACGAGACCACUUCGCAGAGUCAAGUCUAGGUGGCAUUGUCUGUAAAUACACUAACAAAGAGAUGGCUGCAGCAGCACAUGACUCAGGAAUGGAAGUUGUGACUCGUGAGAAUGAAAGAGUAUCAAAACCUCUGGUGCUAGAAGGAAGCCCUAGUCGAGCUAAGGACCUCUCCACUGCUUAUCAAGACCAAACAUCAAGAUAUUACAAAAUCAUGAAACAAUUUGUUGAAACAUGUGAGUUGGCAGCAGAGAAAGAUGUAUUCAGGAGUGCCCAGUGGUGUGAUACCAGGCCUGAAAACUCUGUGGAUAGAAAUGCUAAAUAG